AUCUCCACAAGUGGCUUUUAGAGAAGGCUCUUUUGAGUUUGGGUAGUGCUAACUCUAGGGUUUCCAUUAACAAUGGCUGAUUCUUCUUCUGCUUCUUACAUUCACAUGGUGCAGCACAUGAUAGAGAAAUGUUUGAUCUUCCAUAUGAGCAAAGAAGAGUGUGUGGAAGCUCUCUCUAAGCAUGCAAACAUCACUCCUGUCAUCACCUCUACUGUGUGGAAGGAGCUGGAGAAAGAGAACAAGGAGUUCUUCAAGGAGUAUGAAGAGAGGCAGAGCAAACAAGAACAAAUGUCGGAGGAAGAGACAAACCAGAUGAUCCAGAAGAUUAUCUCGGAUUCAUCUAAAGAAUCCGACGACUGAUCGCGAUGUUAAAUCGUUAGAUUUCAAAAAAAUCCUUAUAGUUUAUAUAUAUAUAUGAAUCUCAUGAAAACGAUUUAUCCCUGACGCAUGCAUGUUUAUGUGUAAAUUAAAUCGUCUUUUCCUUGCUU
Messenger RNA from Capsella rubella, 488 nucleotides. RefSeq lists its product as uncharacterized. The record is from RefSeq and is a predicted model, not a curated record. The transcript is spliced from 3 exons. Bases 73 to 360 code for a protein of 95 amino acids. Lineage: Eukaryota; Viridiplantae; Streptophyta; Magnoliopsida; Brassicales; Brassicaceae.